Messenger RNA from Menidia menidia (Atlantic silverside), 1948 nucleotides. The record is from the annotation of a GenBank genome assembly. Lineage: Eukaryota; Metazoa; Chordata; Actinopteri; Atheriniformes; Atherinopsidae.
AAACGGAGCCGCAAACUCAGUCCUGCUCUGCUGUACAGGGUGCAGGGCAGAGGGAGAGCCAAUCACCGAAACGCACAGGCUCCCUUUAAGCCUGACAUAUCUCCAACAGGAACAAAUUGUCCCAACAAUCAACAUCCCAAUCUGCUGCGCGCAUCAGGGGUUGGAGAGGAGCGGAUAGCUCUCAGGCCUGAGCAACGCGGACGGACUGCGCCGGACCGCCCCGCGACCAGACGCCGUUCCGCCACUGUUACUCACCACUAAAGACAGCGACCAGCUUUUUGGAUAUCGGGACUUGAAGCUAGGGGGGGGAGUGAGCAUCGGACAUCAUGUCAAUAUUACCGUCCUUCGGUUUUACGCAGGAGCAAGUGGCGUGCGUUUGCGAGGUGCUGCAGCAGGGAGGAAACCUCGAGAGGCUCGGCCGCUUCCUGUGGUCCCUGCCCGCCUGCGACCACCUCCACAAGAACGAGAGCGUCCUCAAAGCCAAGGCGGUGGUGGCCUUCCACCGGGGGAACUUCCGAGAGCUCUACAAGAUCCUGGAGAGCCACCAGUUUUCGCCUCACAACCACCCGAAGCUGCAGCAGCUGUGGCUGAAGGCGCACUACGUGGAGGCGGAGAAGCUGCGCGGCCGGCCGCUGGGAGCCGUGGGGAAGUAUCGGGUCCGGAGGAAAUUCCCGCUGCCCCGCACAAUAUGGGACGGCGAGGAGACCAGCUACUGCUUCAAGGAGAAGUCCAGGGGAGUCCUGAGAGAGUGGUACACGCACAACCCCUAUCCUUCCCCGCGGGAAAAACGGGAACUGGCCGAGGCCACAGGACUGACCACCACGCAGGUCAGCAACUGGUUCAAAAACAGACGGCAGAGGGACAGAGCGGCCGAGGCGAAGGAGAGAGAGAACAGUGAAAAUAACAACGCAGGCGGCAACAAACAGAACCAGCUGUCCCCUCUGGAUGGAGGAAAGUCUCUCAUGUCCAGCUCGGAGGACGAGUUUUCUCCACCUCAGAGCCCCGACCAGAACUCAACGCUUUUGCUCCAGGGCAACAUGAGCCACCCGGGGGCCUCCGCUUACCCCAUGUCCGGGCUGGGGCCCCCACAGCCGGUGCACGGCAUGCACGGACAUCCACACCAACUGCAGGACUCCUUGUUGGGACCUCUAACCUCCAGUCUUGUGGAUUUGGGCUCUUAAAGAGGCUUCCCGUUUAUUCUAUUUUAACGAUCGCAGCGAAACGAAGAGGACUGAUAAGUGUAUCAGAGUGAACACAUGUAUGAAAUAACACUAUAGUAGCGUAUAUCAAAUAGACUGACCUAUCUGUCUUUAAAUUUGGUUAGAAGAAAAUUCCUUUAUGCGCUUAAACACAUCUCCCUGGACAGGAGGAUUUUCUGAUCUCCUGCGCAAAAAGAAACACACAAACAGGACCUUCUUGAAACUCUUAGCCCGACGAAACACUUAACAGGACUGCCCACUUGCUUAAUUUAUGAUAUUUUGUUAAGAUACCAAAAUAAUUAUGGCAGCCUACUGCGAUGGAAACUAAGAGGUAACGUUUUCAUUAGAGUCAUGGUAAUUAGUUUCCAAUAAAAAGUAAUGCAUUUGUCUCUGUGUUAUUUGUGUAUUUGAAGAAAAAUAACUAGUCAUGUAGCUUAUUCUAGAUUCUGGCUCUAAGCCUUUGCAAACUAGAUAAAUCAGUGGCUUACCAACUAAAUUGAAUUAAUACUAUUGGACAAAAAAAUAUAUGCUGUCAAUGAUGAUGUUUAUUUAAGUGACCUUAAAAUGUGGGGGGGUAAAACUCUAACAUGUAAAUAGAUCUAUUGGUGACUCUAAAUGUUGUGAGUUUGCAGAGAAGAUUAAAUUCAGCUGUACACGUUGUUUUUUUUUUUUUUUUACAAUAAAUGAAGAGAGAACAAAAUUAAUUUGGAUUAAUAGAAAUGAAAGUCAACAUCAGCAGCUGUCUGUCA